This is a messenger RNA of Microplitis mediator, 3311 nucleotides long. RefSeq names its product pair-rule protein odd-paired-like. The transcript is spliced from 3 exons. The record is from RefSeq and is a predicted model, not a curated record. The coding region runs from base 424 to 1899 and encodes 491 amino acids. Gene Ontology annotation, molecular function: RNA polymerase II cis-regulatory region sequence-specific DNA binding; DNA-binding transcription factor activity, RNA polymerase II-specific. Gene Ontology annotation, biological process: regulation of transcription by RNA polymerase II; central nervous system development. Lineage: Eukaryota; Metazoa; Arthropoda; Insecta; Hymenoptera; Braconidae. Gene Ontology annotation, cellular component: nucleus.
GGCAAGCUCAGAGAGUCUCUUCAGUCCCGCUGUGAACUCAGCAAGGAACGCUACGGAUUUUCUACCUGUCGUUGUUACAACCCAGUGUCACUUUAACUUUUAAGCUUAAACUCUCUUGGAUUUUAUUAUUGACACAACAGUUUAACUAUACAGUCGGAAGUAACCUCUUACUUAUCUUUUAAGACUCGUAUAGAUAGCUUGCGUCAAAUGUUAUCGAUGAUUAAAAUAAAAACGUAGCCAGUGAAAAUUUAUGAUAAACACAGUGCUUAAUUUAAGGAUCUUUAGAACUAAUGUAAUAGCAGUGAAGUGUUAAAAGUGAUUAUUGUGUUGAAAGAAUGCCAGUGUAUCAAUAAGUAAAAUUAAAAAAAGUAAAUAAAUAAAUAGAGUAAAAAUUAGUGUUAAGUAAACAAAUAUCUUGUCAAGAUGAUGAAUACAUUUUUGGACCCAGUAUCAUCGCAUCCGCAUCAUCUAGCAAAUUUAGGAAUAAAGUUGUCACCGGGUGGAACGACGACAGACUCUGGUCUAGGUGAUUCUAAUAAUGGAGUAGUUCAGCCAUCGCCAGGUGAUGUGCCUUCAUCGCAGCAGCAUCACCACUUCCAUCCACAGAGCUAUGCAGCACAUCACCCAGCGCACCCAGCGAGCCACAUGGCUCCACACAUGGGACACCACAUGACCCACCAUCCUGGUUACACGGCACGUGAUUUCAUCCUAAGACGCGAGCACGAUUUCAACGCGACGGCCAAUCCAACGACUCCAGAAAGUGGACUAGGUUUGUUUACACCACUGCACCAUGACACGACGGGGACGGGGAUGCAGCAGUUCCCACAUCAUCCUGGUCAGCAUCCACUUGCUGCAGCAGGACACUAUCCCGGGCACUACGGCCAGGAUGCCAGAUUACCGCACCAUCACCACCAAUACUUAGGACCACCCCAUCUAACGCCCGCAUCCAUCCACCACCAUCAGCAGCACCCAGUCAAUCACCCAAGUCACCAUCCACACGGUGCCUUUCUGAGGUACAUGCGGACUGGUGGCGGUGCUGGAGGCUGUGCCGGUGGUAUCGGGCAACGGCACGAAAUGUCCUGCAUGUGGGUUGAUCAGGACAAUCCUGGCGCUGGACGUAAACUCUGUGGGAAAUUAUUUAAUACCCUCCAGGAUAUCGUAACUCAUCUUACUGUUGAACACGUGGGUGGACCAGAGUGCACCACGCACGCGUGUUUCUGGCAGGGCUGCUCCAGGAAUGGCAGGGCGUUCAAGGCCAAGUACAAACUCGUCAAUCAUAUACGAGUUCACACUGGCGAAAAACCCUUUCCAUGCCCUUUUACUGGAUGCGGCAAAGUCUUUGCAAGGUCGGAAAAUCUCAAGAUACACAAACGCACACAUACCGGAGAAAAACCAUUCAAGUGUGAAUACGAGGGUUGUGAGAGGCGGUUCGCUAAUAGUAGUGAUCGCAAAAAACAUAGUCAUGUUCACACGUCUGAUAAACCGUAUAACUGCAGAGUUGCUGGCUGUGACAAAUCAUACACACAUCCGAGCUCGUUGCGCAAACAUAUGAAGGUGCACGGAAUGACACUGGGAGAAGGAAAACUCAGUGGUGGAUAUGAAAGUGAAGGUGAAGAAAGCAGCAGCAGCGGCGGUAGUUUAUCAGUAACUGGACACACAGAAUCCCCUCAACCACCGGCAAUAGUAUCAUCAACGACUGCGUCAACCCCAGUAAAUCAAUCGGGCAAUAUAAGUAAUCAUCAUGCGUCAUCAUUCAGGCCAGCGGAAAUAAAUGAUUGGUUACACUGUCAACCGCCACCGGUCGGACCACAACACAGCCCAUUAUCAGCGCCACCACCGCCCCAUCAUCUAGGUCAUCACUUUAACCCCAUCAUGCAUCAUCAAGCUGCGGCUUACUGAGUAACAUAAAAAUUAGAUGUCAAAUUUACUAUAAUUAUUAUUUUUCAUUUAUCGUUAUUAGCUUCAAAUUUUUUAGUAAACACAAAAUUUAAAACUGUUCUUAUUUUUAGUCACAAUUGUGCCUCAAUUUAAUUAAUAGCCAAAUAUAUCGAUAUUAAAUUUAAUGAAAUUUAAAUAAUUCAAUUAAAUGAAACAAGAAAAUUAUUUUUAUUCCAUGAAUUGAAUGCUAUUACACUCGAUCAAUAUUUUUUUAUUGAAGUGCUUUCAAUAAAUUAUUUGCAAUUGAUAAAUUAAUUAGUUAACUAUCGUAAAAAAAAAUAUUUAAAUUAUUUAUUUAAAAAUUUAAUAAUGAAAAAAUCAAACAAUUCCACACAGAAAAAAAAGAAUUUCUUGGAGAAAAAAUGUUUACUUGCCCUAAAAAAUUAUUAAUACAGUCAACAACCGUCAUAAGCCUGUCCUUUAUAAGCCUUUUCCCCUCAAUCGGGAGUUACUGAGUCCAAACAGCUUCCCCACUUAACUACUCUAAAGAGUUUCGUACUAGAGAACCCGUUAUAAGCCCCCGUUAAAAUUGUCUAAAUUAUAAACUAACAAUAGGAAAAAAUAGACAAAUUAAUGAUGGAAAUUUACUAUCUACGUUUCGCGGAUAAUAGUUUAAUCAUUAUUAAGUAAAAUAUAAUUUAUUAUUCAUAAUUAUAAUCAUGGAUUACAUCCAAAGCUUCUGUUACAAUUGAAAAGUUUUAUUGAACGUUAAGUUGAUCAAUAAAAUUAUUAUUUUUAUGAUUGCUGUAAUCAAUACCGUUUUCAUUAUAAUUUUUUGCACUAAAAUUAUUAUUACCCGAGUUGAAAUAUUGAACUUAUAUUUAACUUAUAUUAACUUCUAAAAUUUACAUAAACUUAAUGAACUUACAUUUUUUUUUAUUUAAUAAAUGCAUAAUUACAAUCUGUCUAUUGACAAUAAAUAAUUAGGAUAAAAGAGUAAAACGUGGUGAUUAGACUAAUUGACUAAUUAGUAUUUACCCAAUGGCAAAAUACUCUAGUGCGGGAUGAACUUACAUCAAUCUCAAAUGACUUAUUGGGCUUGAUUAUAACUUGAAUCGACUUAAGUAAAAAUAUUGACUUAAUUAUAACUUACCUGCAAUAAAAUUAACCCAAAGUGAACUUAAAUGUACUUCCGAGUCGAAAUUUAAAUCGUGAGUCGGACGUAUUGGACGUUGAAAUCGUGAUCUAGAUAUUCAAUGUUAAAAAAGAUGGACAAAAUCAAUUUCGUUCAGCUUUUCCAUGGAAGAUUUAAGUGGGUUGAACGAUAAAAAUAAUCCCGUUUUUGCACUAUCCGGCUUCCAGACUUUAACUUUGGCACAAAUAUUCCCAACAAUCUUACGAAUCCCUCCCCCACCAUCUGCAUUUUUCGAAAA